Molecule: messenger RNA, 986 nt
Organism: Capsicum annuum
Lineage: Eukaryota; Viridiplantae; Streptophyta; Magnoliopsida; Solanales; Solanaceae
Product: ABC transporter B family member 25, mitochondrial-like
Biological process (GO): transmembrane transport; intracellular iron ion homeostasis
Cellular component (GO): mitochondrial inner membrane
Molecular function (GO): ATP binding; ABC-type transporter activity
Source: RefSeq, a predicted model, not a curated record
AACUUGACUCAACUGUAACUCCAACUCGAUUUUUUUUUGUUUUCACGGCUAAAAAUUUAUUGGGAAAUGAAGGCUAUAUUAUUAUAAUAUCAAAAAGGAAACACCGUAACGCUUGGCACCUUCAUCUCGGCUGUGUCGUGACGGCGGCGACUUUUCAUCCAAGUUAUCGGAGACACAUAGUUCUUAUCUUGAUCAAUCAACUGCUGAACUAGACUCUCAUCUAUAAAAGAAAAAUGCAGGGUAGUAUCUAUUCGAGGUGCUUUAGGGCUGGGGAGUUGUUGUUCCACAAAGCAGAAAUCAUGAUUUUGAAUUACAUCCCUUGUCGCCCUUUACAUUCACAAGCACUAAAACCCGCAAAUGAUCAUGCCUUUGACAUUCAUCAAUAUCGUAUUCCUACAAGACAUUAUUCAUCAACUAAUAAAAGAAACCCAUGGGAUUCUUCAAGAACCACUUCUACUGGGUUCACACAAAUCAAAGCAUUCGUUUCCGAUUUCCCUGCUAAAAACCCUAAAGAUGGAAUGCCAAAUGGGCAUGCCAUGUUUUCAACAUCUUCAAGUGAUGAUGGUAGCGCAAAAAAGCCUGUGGUGAAGAAGGAAGAAACCGAGGCUGCUGCAAAAAGUGAUCACAUAUCUGAUGCGAGAAUCAUAAGUACUCUCGCUAAAUACUUGUGGAUGAAGGAUAAUUUUGAGUUCCGGUUUCGGGUCAUUGCUGCGUUGAGUUUACUGGUUGGUGCAAAGGUUGUGAAUGUUCAAGUGCCGUUCUUGUUUAAGCUUGCUGUUGAUUGGUUGACAACAGCAACUGGCAAUGCUAGUGCUCUUGCAGAGUUUACUACUGCCAAUUCUACUGCUUUGGCUUUUUUUGCAAGUCCUGCUGCAGUUUUGAUUGGGUAUGGUAUUGCACGAUCAGGCGCAUCCGCUUUCAACGAACUGCGAACUGCAAUUUUCUCAAAGGUGGCGCUCCGCACUAUUCGAUCAGUUUCACGGAAG